AUAAUAUUAUCAAGUUCAAUCUUGGGAGGAAUUUAUUUAAAUAUUAUUCUCUUAAAUCAUAUCUAUAUAUAAACUCCACUACCUUAAUCCAUCACCAUUCAACGUGCAUUGCAGUUUGAAAGCGCCUUCGAAGAACGAACUGUAACCAUAUGGACGGCGAGGCAGUGAUCGAGUUUCUAGGUUGCGUUCCCCUCCUUCAGAGGCUCCCGAGUUCCUCUCUCCGGAAAAUUGCCCAUCUCGUCGCCGUUAAACACUUCGAGCGCGGAGAGUAUGUUGUUCGCGAAGGGGAGGCCGGGGAUGGAAUUUACUUCAUUUGGGAUGGAGAGGCUGAAGUUUGCGGCUCUGUCCAUUCCGAAGAUGAAAAUCGUUCGGAAUUCCUGUUGAAACGUCUUGACUAUUUCGGUUAUGGUGUAGAUGCUCAACAUGCAAAUGUAAUUGCGUUGUCUAAGCUGACCUGUUUAGUGCUGUCCCAUGAGUAUCGUGAUCUGCUGCGACCAAAGUCAAUCUGGAGUGAGGAUAAAACAGAAGAGACAUGUUCACUUGUGGAGAAUAUACUGCACUUGGAGCCAUUAGAAGUGAACCUUUUCAUGGGGAUCACUUUGCCCAAUGCUCCAAAAUUCGGGAAGGUGUUUGGAGGGCAAUUUAUUGGGCAGGCACUGGCUGCAGCAUCAAAAACUGUGGAUUGCCUUAAGUUAGUUCAUAGUCUGCAUGCUUACUUCCUUAUUGUUGGGGAUUUUAAUUUGCCAAUCAUAUAUCAAGUUCACCGUCAACGUGAUGGGAACACUUUUGCCACCCGAAGGGUAGAUGCAAUACAAAAUGGCAAUGUUGUAUUCACAUUGCUUGCUUCAUUCCAGAAAGAAGAGGGAGGGUUUGAUCAUCAGGAAGCAAUGAUGCCCUUGGUGCCUGACCCUGAAAAGCUUUUAUCAAUGGAAGAGUUGCGAGAGAGACGUCUUACUGAUCCUCGUCUUCCCAUAACUUACAGGAACAAGGUCGCCACUACAAAGUUCAUACCAUGGCCCAUAGAGAUAAGAUUUUGUGAGCCUAAUAAUUCUACUGCUCAAACUAAAUCUCCUGCAAGAUUAAGGUUUUGGUUUAGAGCAAAAGGAAAACUUUCAGAUGACCAGGCUUUGCAUAGAUGUGUAGCCGCAUUUGCUUCAGAUCUAAUAUUUAUAUCUGUGAGUUUGAAUCCUCACCGCAAGAAGGGUUUAAAAGCAACUAGUGUCAGUUUGGAUCACUCAAUGUGGUUUCACAGGCCAUUUAGAGCUGAUGACUGGUUAUUGUACGUGAUAGUGAGUCCUACUGCAUACAACGCUCGGGGCUUUAGUUCUGGCCAGAUGUUCGACAGGAAGGGAAAGCUUGUCGUAUCAUUGACUCAAGAAGGCGUAGUAAGGAAGGCGAAACCACCACCCAUUUCUGCUCUCCCACCUUCAAAGCUUUAGUUAAAUAUACUGGAGAUCAUCAAAAUCACACUAGUCUGGUGAUCCGUUUCAAUACUUUCGGGCUCCCAGUAUUCUGCUCCAGGGUAUUCAUUUUUAUUCGUUACCCUUGUAUUAUGUAUCACAGUUUCAACAAUCAUAAAUUGCCCAAAUAAAUCAUUUAGACGCUACUUAUGUACGAGUCAUUUAGUCACAUGUCACUUGUUCCUUGAUGGAAGUCUGAACAAAAUGCUUGUCAUAUUGUAUGGGAUUUAAUUAAAUUUCAAAAUCAUGAAUAAUCAUCGGUUGAAUUGGAA
This is a messenger RNA of Diospyros lotus (date-plum), 1732 nucleotides long. RefSeq names its product acyl-CoA hydrolase 2-like. Gene Ontology annotation, molecular function: fatty acyl-CoA hydrolase activity. NCBI's taxonomy places the organism in Eukaryota, Viridiplantae, Streptophyta, Magnoliopsida, Ericales, Ebenaceae. Gene Ontology annotation, biological process: fatty acid catabolic process; acyl-CoA metabolic process. The transcript is spliced from 17 exons. The record is from RefSeq and is a predicted model, not a curated record. The coding region runs from base 150 to 1439 and encodes 429 amino acids.